Molecule: messenger RNA, 1111 nt
Organism: Spinacia oleracea (spinach)
Lineage: Eukaryota; Viridiplantae; Streptophyta; Magnoliopsida; Caryophyllales; Amaranthaceae
Product: protein IQ-DOMAIN 21
Exons: 2
Coding region: 118-870 (250 amino acids)
Molecular function (GO): protein binding
Source: RefSeq, a predicted model, not a curated record
ACUAGAAAGUAGCAACAACCAACACAAUAUUGGCUCCCUCAAAAACACAACUCAUUACAUUUCUCCCUUUAUUUUUCAAAACUAAUCUAAUUACUAAUUAAUUAUUGAUCUUUGAUCAUGAACAUUAAAAAGCUAAAAGUGCCUAAGAAAUUGAGGGUCACCCCAACCAAACUCAAGGGAAUGAAAGUGAGUAGAAGCAUCAAAAGCAUCAAAAAAAUCAGCCUUAAGAAAAGGUUCCCGAGUCUCCGGAAACGAAAAGCUGGUGUCGGUGCAGGUAAUAAUGUUGUGGCUAGUGGUGGUAGGAUGGGGAUUCGUCGGAGUAGUAGUAAAUGGAUAUCCUCUGUAAGGAGGAAGAUUUUAAGGCCAAAAUUCUCUGGUCAUAAAAAAAGUAACAAGAAUAUUAUUAUUAUUCAUAAUAAUACAAGUAUUACUGGGAAUGAAGAGGAUAACAGAACUAGUUGUGCGACGACCGUAAAGGAGAUUGGCACCUGCUUGAAAGAAGAGGAGGAUGUGACCUCCAUUGACUCGGCUGCUCCGCCACCACAUGACCAACUUAGUAAGGAAGAGGAGACGACGACGGCGGAGGAGGAGGAAGAGGAAGAGGUUGAGAGUCAAGAUGGUUCAAAGAUCAUGAAUUUAAGGGAAGAUAUGGCUGCUGUCCACAUUCAGUCUCUUUUCAGGGGUCAUUUGGCGAGGAGGGCAUGUAGGGCAUUGAGGAGCCUAGUGAAGUUACAAGCUGUGGUACGAGGGGUGUGUGUGAGAAGGCAGGCUCGUAUUGCGUUGCAUUGUAUGAAUACCAUGGUCCGUCUGCAGGAUCGCAUUCGGUCCAAGCAGCUCCUUGGUAGGACUAGUGACGCUGUUAAGGCUUGAUCAACUCGGUCAUCUUGUCCCGUUGACUAUAUCCAUAUUUCACUAUUUUUUCAGAGAUCAACUAUUAUAUUUAUUCGACAUUCCCAUCUAAAUUACUGGGAACCAUGUUUGAGUUUAUUAUUCAUUUCACAUAUAUAUUAUUUUAUAACAUGUUCAUUUCUUAUAGCUUGUAUAAUUUGUACAGUAUGUCGAAUAACUUUGAUGUUGAGAAUCUUGGAUUCCUCUUUCAUUUCGUCAACUG